Molecule: messenger RNA, 3719 nt
Organism: Arvicola amphibius (Eurasian water vole)
Lineage: Eukaryota; Metazoa; Chordata; Mammalia; Rodentia; Cricetidae
Gene: Ankmy1
Product: ankyrin repeat and MYND domain containing 1
Exons: 18
Coding region: 215-3358 (1047 amino acids)
Molecular function (GO): protein binding
Source: RefSeq, a predicted model, not a curated record
UCAAGCCAUUGCCGAGCUUUCUCCUUGGGAAUGCUUGCAGCUUCUGGUCUGAGGCUAACCUGCAGUGUUGGGUUGACACGCCGCGUUUACUGAAGGACUGGAGCAUUGGCGGUAGCCGAACCAACGUGGCCUGAUCGGGGAUUGGCGGUGGCUGGAGGAGGCGUGGUAAUCUCAAAUCCGCUCGUGCAUUGGCCGAGGUUUGAAGAGGACAGACAUGGACGACGUUCGUUCCAUUGCCACUCUGGACUCCCAAGGCUCGAAAACUUUCAGUUUCAGAGGUCUGGAGGGACGGAGUGGUCAGUCUCCUGACACGGAGAGUCAGGAGACUGUGAAGAGCUACACCUUCUUCACCAGAAGGGACCCUUCAGUGGAUCCCAGGGAGGAUGACGAGGAGUCUGAAGGCCCCCUGAGAGAGCAGGACCUGAAGGGGACCUACAUCCAGCUUGUCCAAGGGGUGCAGGAGUGGCAGGAUGGCAGUGUCUACAGAGGGGAGUUCGGACUCAACAUGAAGCUUGGAUACGGCGAGUUCUCUUGGCCCACGGGCGAGACCUACCGUGGGCAGUUUUACCGGGACCAUUGCCAUGGCGUGGGCACCUACACAUGGCCAGAUGGCUCCAGCUUCACAGGCAUGUUUUACCUCAGCCAACGAGAAGGCUAUGGCACCAUGUACACGAAAACAAAGUUGUUUCAGGGACUGUAUAAAGAGGACCAACGGUUCGGGCCCGGCAUUGAGACCUACCCCGACGGCAGCCAGGAUGUUGGAUUGUGGUUCCGUGAGCACCUCCUCAAGCUGGGGACAGAGGUUCCUGGCAGCUUCUCCUUGAUGAACUACCCAGAAUUCUUAGACUUCCUCAUAAGCUCCAGGCAGAGAAUCAGCCUUUCGGAUGAGCAGAAGACGGAGCAGGGUCUUCCCGAGGAGCAGGACCCCUUCUUCUAUGAAUAUAAACGGUUUCUCCUGAACGAUGACCUAACGCUGCCUCCUGAGAUGCAUGUCUAUUCGACUGACAACGACCACCUGCCCAUGACAGGUUCCCUGCGCAAGGAGCUGGAUGACCGCAUCUUCCUGAAUGAGAUCCCUCCAUUCAUUGAAGAUGAAGAACCCUGGCUUAUAACAAAUGAGACUCCUUUGUUGGUCAAAAUCCAGAAGCAAACUUACAAGUUCAGGAACAAGAGUGCUCACACUAGCUGGAACAUAGCCGCGAUCCUGGAGGGAAAGCGCAGCUCCUUUGGGCCCAGUGGCCCCAAGGAGCAUAUUUCCAGGGAGAUGAUCCUGAAGGCGGAGGAAGGGGACUACAACUGGAUUUUUGGAAUCCUGAGGGACAACCUCGCUUGUGCUGACGUGGCUGACUCCAAGGGCUACACCGUGCUUGCUGCUGCCGCGGUGCAUUCUCACCGUAACAUCGUCAACCUCCUUCUGGAUUAUGGGGCCGACGUAAACAAGUGCUCGGAUGAGGGCCUCACUGCCCUCAGCAUGUGCUUCCUCCACUACUACCCCAGCAAAUCCUUCCAGCCCAAUGUUGCCGAGAGGACCCUUCCCCAGGAACAUCCCAAAUCCUCAGUCACCCCCAAAAUUUCAUUCUUGUUUGGAGAGUCAAAUGUGGAUUAUUUCUACGAUAUGGGCAUGUCCACCCCAGGCGGAGAGGAUUUUAAGUCAUCCCCGCCCCUCUCAAGCAUCCUGGAUGAUGUCCUGAUCCCGGGUACCGCACAAUCCCGGGACUCCAUCAGCUGGAGGAGCAGUGUGGUUCAGAAGCGAGACACCCUCUCCAUGAAGAGCGCCAGCAGUGACCUGGAGAAAGAGUCGGAGGACACGUUAGAAAAUGACGCCAGCACUGUUCACAGCCUCGACACAAACUUCGAGUCCAACAUGUGCCUGCGAAACUACUCUAUCCACGUAUCGAAGGACAUCCUGGAGAAGAGUGCCCAGGCCUACAGUUCACUGCUGCACGUCCCCUCCCUCUCAGACAAAGGGACUGUGAGGAAAAUGGCACAGACCAUGGCUGAGCGUAAAAACCGCUGGCUGACCAUCAUGCUGCUGCUGCGUAGAGGAGCUGAUCCCAACCUAUGUCAAGUGCCAAUGCAGGCCCUGUUUCUCGCCGUGAAGGCCGGGGAUGUGGAUGGGGUGAGGCUGUUGUUGGAGAGUGGGGCCCGGACUGAUAUCCAGUAUCCUCCACAGCUGCAGUCUCUGACCCCGCUCCACAUCGCAGCCUCGCUUCCUGGGGAGGAGGGCGUCAAGAUCACGGAGCUGCUGCUCCACGCCAUCACUGACGUGGAUGCCAAGGCGGCUGACGAGGACGACGUCUACAAAGCUGGCAAGGUUGACCUCCCGCCCUCAAGCCUGAAGCUCAACAAUGAGCCAGGCCCACCCCAAAGCUACUACACCGUGCACACAUUAGUCCCGGAGGAGGGUGGACGCACGGCUCUGCAUGUGGCCUGUGAGCGAGAGGACAACAAGAAGUGUGCCAGGGACAUAGUCCGGCUCCUUCUCUCACACAGAGCGAAUCCAAACAUGCUGUGGAGCGGCCACUCCCCGCUCUCCCUGUCCAUUGCCAGUGGGAAUGACCUGGUUGUGAAGGAGCUCCUGUCCCAGGGAGCUGACCCCAACUUGCCUCUGACCAAAGGCUUGGGCACUGCCCUAUGCGUUGUAUGUGACCUGGCCUAUGAGCAACUGAGGAGCACCGAGAACAAGAUUGCCCUGAUUGACCGGCUGAUUAGCUACGGGGCAGAUGUUCUGAAACCUGUGUUGCUUGUGCAAGGUGACAGGAUGGCAGUGGGGACAGCUGUGGACUAUGGCUACUUCAAAUUCUACCAGGACCGGAAGAUCGCCCACUGUCCCUUCCAUGCUCUGAUGCCAGCAGAGCGGGAGAUAUUCAUGGCCCGGAAAAGGCUGCUAGAAUAUAUGGGUGUGCAGUUGAGGCGUGCCGUCCUUUGCAAAGAGAAUCAGCUGGACACGAAGGCGCUGUACCUGAGCAAACGGGCGGAGCUGUCUACCAGUCACAGGAUGAAGAAGAGGAGCUCCAGCGUGCCUAAAACCCCAGCCACAGAAAAGCAGCACCUUGCCUUUUACAAGUUUUGCUACCAGUGUGGUCGCUCCAUUGGGGUCCGCCUCACACCCUGUCCCCGCUGCUAUGGGAUCCUGACCUGCAGCAAGUAUUGCAAGACCAAGGCCUGGGCUGACUUCCAUAAAAAGGACUGCAAUGACGUCAUGAUCUUGAGGAGGAAGGGCUUCCUGCCCCCACUGAACGAAAGGCAUGUGUAUGUGCCCACCCAUGUCCAGCUCAAAAAGAAAAAGUGUGUCUGGUUCGAGGAUUCCAAGCAGAACAAAGUGUCCACAAAGUGGAGAACCUGCUGGAGUGUUUGACACAGUGCUCCAUCGGCAGGCACCAGCGAGCACCCGCUUAUUCAGCUCUCCCCACAGGGCUCUACCGAGCCUCGCCCUCAAUCCAUGGCUGUCUAUCCUGACCACUUGAGGAGAGAGGACUGAUUGUACUCCUUCCCACUCCCAGGGAAGAAUCUGGGCCACUUGGCAUCAGAGCUUCCCAGGACUUGCAAAGAGGCAGAAAGUGAAGACGCAGCUGCCACUCUGGGCCUGGACACUGCAGGGACCCUUGGGUAGGGUCUAAUACGCAACAGGAGCUUCACCGAGGACCCUUCCUUUUGGGAGAUGUUUGUGUCUCCUUGUGAUGUGUGGUCGAGCAGCGUUUGUGGGUUAGGGCUCUGCU